AUGACUUACAAACCAAGCACUACAAUUGUGUUGGCACUCCUGCUGUCUCUGUCCGUGGCUGUCCUGGGGAGUGCAUUUGCCCCAUCCAACCACAAUCUUCCUAUUGUUCCAAGAAGGACCUUUUCUACUCAGAACACAAGAUAUCCCGUUGCCAAGUCAAGUCGAGAUGAUGUGCUCGGCAACGACGACAACAAGGAAAAUCCUCAAGAGGAUGGCGUAGCAGAUCCCAAAGAGACGAUCCGGGGAGGCGCUUCUACAGUUUCUCUGCCUGCCAAACCGCCAGCUGAUCCUACCUUUGGAGAUAUUCGGAAAUUUGCUCUGCCCUGCUUGGCAUUGUGGGUAUCUGGACCGCUCCUUUCACUUGUGGACACAAGCUUUGUUGGUCUCUCUGGGUCAGCAGCUGAAUCUGCAAAGCAAUUGGCUGCAUUGGGGCCUGCCACAACCUUCUUUGAUGGUGCUACCUACUUGUUUGCCUUUCUAAAUGUCGCCACUACAAAUUUGUACUCCAGUGCACGAGCUCGGAGCGGCGAGCAAUCAGAUGAAGCAGAGGGAGUGGUUCGCACUGCUGCCAGGGUAGCUCGGAACUGUGGGAUCGGGCUCAUGAUCUUUCUAUUCGUGGCAUGCCGCCCACUACUCAAGCUAUACAUUGGUCACGAGGUGGAAGCCAAUCCUUACCUGCUAGAUUCGGCAGUUGACUACGUAACAAUCCGAGCAUUGUCCAUGCCAACGUCGCUCCUACUGGGUGUCCUGCAGGCUGCACUUUUGGGAGCCAAAGAUUCUGUCACUCCGCUCAUUGCCAUUGUCUACUCCACAGCAAUCAACUUGGUCGGAGAUUUUGUACUUGUCAACCGAUUGAAAAUGGGAUUGCAAGGUGCGGCGAUUGCUACCCUUGUGGCUCAGUUGGCGGCCACAGCGGCUCUCGUGGGACCGGCAAGAAAACGACUAGUGCGGGAUCACAAUCUCGGCAUCAUGAAACGAGCCGAAAGUGUUGUCUCGGGCAAAUCUUUCCUGGCAUUUGCCGCACCAGUCCUCACUCUGAUCCUGGGAAAGUUGGCGGCAUUUGGAUUCAUGACGAAUGCCGCCGCAGGAGUGCCAGGCCAGCCAAUACCAUUGGCUACCCAUCAAAUCAUCCUGUCACUCUUCUUUUUUGUCAGCCCCUUUCUGGAAGUCAUUAGCCAAACAGCCCAAACAUUUCUUCCACCCUAUUUUGCACCUGUGAAGGACUACGUUUUGUCCAUGCAAAAGCGAGAUCCCGAUUACGACGUUACAAAAGACAGCAAGGUAAAGCCAUGGUUGGACAAGUCCAUGGGUGUUUCCACGAAAUUGGUACGCUUGGGGCUAUUGGUUGCCACUGUGGUCUCUUCCAUUGCAUCGCUGGUACCGGCGUACUUUGGAAACCUCAUUUCAUCGGAUUCGACUGUACAAGUUGCUGUGAAACCAUUGGCCAAGUACUUGCUGGCGGGUUGCUUUCUAGCAGCGCCAGUGGCUGUGGCGGAAGGUAUUCUGCUAGCCAAGCGAGAGUUGAAGUUCUUGGCAUCCGUGUAUCUGGUCAGCACAGCACUAUUACCCACGGCUUUGGUGUGGGUGAAAAAGAUUGGCGGCAAUGUCGAGCAGGUGUGGGGUUGCUUUGCAGCAUUCCAACUGUUCCGCGCCAUUUGUUUUGUGGGGCGACUCUACGGGGGAUCUUUGCUGGCCAAACUCAUGGCAUUGUUCCAAAAGAAGGAGAUUCCUCCACCCAAGGCGGUACAACCUAUCCGUAAAGCUAGCUAG
Molecule: messenger RNA, 1770 nt
Organism: Seminavis robusta
Lineage: Eukaryota; Bacillariophyta; Bacillariophyceae; Naviculales; Naviculaceae
Source: the annotation of a GenBank genome assembly